Molecule: messenger RNA, 2750 nt
Organism: Scaptodrosophila lebanonensis
Lineage: Eukaryota; Metazoa; Arthropoda; Insecta; Diptera; Drosophilidae
Gene: Elp2
Product: probable elongator complex protein 2
Exons: 6
Coding region: 29-2446 (805 amino acids)
Biological process (GO): tRNA wobble uridine modification
Cellular component (GO): elongator holoenzyme complex
Molecular function (GO): protein binding
Source: RefSeq, a predicted model, not a curated record
CAAAUAAAACACAAAUAUUGCGCUUAGCAUGAACGUGGAGAACCUUUACACAUCCGUAGCCUGCAAUCGAACCACAGAAUGCGCUGAUUGGGGUCCGAAUGGGUUAAUUGCAUUUGGCGCCUGCAAUGCGAUUGCAGUUUUAGAUCCUAAUUAUAAUGGAAAUUCUGCCAAGAUUCUGCAUACUUACGUGCAACACACAAAGCGCAUCAAUACUGUGAAGUGGCUCGAUGGGAAUCACUUGUUUAGCGGAGGUGAUGAUGGGAAAGCCUUUUUGUGGGAAUUGGAAACGCCGACGACAGCUACGCCACAGUUUACAGCUCUUAAUGGUCAUACUGGUGGUGUCAAUGCCGUGGACGGCGUGCAGCACAUAAAGGGGACGUGGCUGUUAGCAACUGCAGCAGCGGAUAGCAGCUUAAAAUUGUGGCUGUAUGAGAAAAAUAGCCGCGCAAUCAGCUGCUUUCAAACCAUCCAAUUAAAUGGGGGAUUCUGUUUCUCUUUGCGACUCACAUUGCUCCCCAAAAGUUGUGAUGUACUGCUAGCCUCGAGCGGCGAUGAUGAGACUAUAUCGCUAUGGACCCCAAAUUGCCGAGCUGUGGAAGAAGACUCUACAGCGAAGCAGUUUACCCGCGUUCAUAAGUUGACCGGACAUGAGGACUGGGUGCGUGGAUUAGAUUUUGUUCGUGAUGGUGAGGAUUUGCUGCUGGCCAGCGGUUCCCAAGACAAUUUUAUACGUUUGUGGCGCAUAGCGCCACGCAGUAAAGAGCAAACACUAGAGAAUCGUGUAAACAUGUUCAAUUUGUGCGAUCCUGAGAGUGGCGAGAUACGAGUCGAGGAAAAGAUUCUGCAGCUGGGUGCACAGGCCUGGUAUGCCAUUAGCUUGGAAUCGGUGCUAUAUGGCCACGAGGGCUGGGUUUAUGGUGUGCAGUGGCAUAAAUCGGAACAACAGGAGCUGCGACUGCUGUCGGGAUCCAUUGACAAGACGUUAAUCGUGUGGGCGCCAACAGAGCAUGGUGUUUGGCUGGAGCAAGUUCGCGUGGGUGAGGUGGGAGGCAAUUCCAUGGGCUUUUUUGGUUGCAAGUUCUCAAGCGACGGCCAUUCCAUUAUGGCCCAUAGUUAUCAGGGUGGUUUUCAUAUAUGGAAUCAAAAUCGGGAGCAGCCACAGCUCUGGACCUCUAACGUCAUUGUAGGUGGACAUUAUGGUGAAGUUCGUGACUUGGACUGGGAGCAUGAAGGUUCCUAUCUAAUGUCGGUUUCGGCGGACCAAACAACACGUUUGCAUGCGCCCUGGCUGCAAUCUGGCAAGUCGUCUACUUGGCAUGAAUUGGCUCGCCCGCAGGUGCAUGGAUAUGAUAUGCAAGCUCUGGCUAUACUUUCACGUUAUAGAUUUGCCAGCGGGGCCGAGGAGAAAAUUGUACGCACUUUUCAAGCCACAGCUAAUUUUAUUGAGAACUUUCGACACAUUUCACAACCGCCGGGGGAUGCGGCAAACGAUGCUGUCUUGGACUCUCUUCCCAAAGGAGCCUCCGUCCCUUCGCUGGGUUUGUCCAAUAAAGCUGUUUAUAAAUUAGAAGCAGACAGCAGCAGUGCAAAGAAUACUAAAGACGAAUAUCCAGAUAAUUAUUUUGUGCCUGUCACGCUGGAAACCCCUCCGCAAGAAGAAACUCUAAUGCAAAAUACUCUCUGGCCCGAGCUGCAAAAACUCUAUGGACAUGGCUAUGAAAUAUACGCCUUGGCAGCCACACAUGAUGGCCAAGUGUUGGCUUCCACCUGUCGCGCCACAAAUGCUGAACAUGCUCAGAUUAUACUGUGGAACACACAGAACUGGAAGCAAUUGCAAAAACUUGGUUGUCAUCAAUUAACAGUCACGCAGCUGUCUUUUUCACCCGAUGCACGCUAUCUGCUUUCGGUGUCUCGGGAUCGUCGAUGGUCAAUAUUUCGACGUCAGCAAGCGGAUCCACUUAGUGGAUAUGUCCUUAUGGCUAGCACAGACAAAAGUAAUGGAAUACACACACGUAUUAUUUGGUCUUGCGAUUGGUCACAUGACAGUAAAUACUUUGCUACCUCCUCUCGAGAUGGAAAAGUUGUGGUCUGGACACACAAUGAGCUGGCAGAAAGCGAAGAAAGCUCUCUGAAAGGCUGGACGGCGGCGCAUACACUGGAACUGAAGAAUGAAUCUAUAACAGCGGUAGCGUUCGCACGCACAUUAGUUCAUGAUGCUUACAUACUAGCCUUAGGCAUGGAAAGUGGGCAUAUAAAAAUAUAUUGCUUUGACAAUGAUUCCUUGCAAUUGCGCUGUGACUUAAGCAAAGACCAAGCUCAUCAUUUGACCGUAAGGCGUCUGCGAUUUCGACCAACCUCUUCCUUUGAUGGAGCUGGACAGCGUUUACAGCUGGCAAGUUGCGGCGAGGAUCACUUAGUUCGCAUAUACGACAUUGCUUUAACAUAAAAAUUACUAUUCUGUUCCAAUUUCCAAUUAUUCUUUUACUAAAAUAUCAAUCCAUCAAUUUCAAUUUUAAAAUACGACAAUCUAGAUCGAUUUGUUUCCACUCGCUUAUUCAGAAUAUACUUUAUAUAUACUGUUUUGUACAUUCUUUGCAGGAAUUAGUUAUACCCUUUUGUUUAUGGCGCAGUCACUCGUACCGUUGAUAGAGAGUUGAAGCUUGGACAUAUGAUUCCUAGCCUGUACAAUAUACAUAAUUGCACAUUAAUUCAUCUAUUAUUAAAUUAAAAUAUCAGUUUUUGGCACAAUA